Molecule: messenger RNA, 585 nt
Organism: Penicillium cosmopolitanum
Lineage: Eukaryota; Fungi; Ascomycota; Eurotiomycetes; Eurotiales; Aspergillaceae
Exons: 1
Coding region: 1-585 (194 amino acids)
Source: RefSeq, a predicted model, not a curated record
AUGCCAGUCAUACCAGUACACGUACACGUCUCAGUGCCGUCUCGGCCUACAUCUCCUGGGUCUACAGGCAACCAGUUUACAGACCAGAAGGAUUACCUGCUUCUCGAAUCUGCCCGUCACGCUGGCCUUGUACAUUCCCGAGUGGACUUGGUUACGGGAUUCCUGGAUCAGGCUCCAUAUAUUCUCCGUCUGUUGCAGACAAAGGGGGAGCAAGAUGCCCAAUCCAGCGAGUGUUAUAUCCCGGCCUGCUUCACAGAGCGUAUUAACCGCCUGAUAGGGGUUGUUGUUCUUCUACGUACCAAUCUCCGGGAAACUACUAUCAAUGCCGAAGAGGCUGCUCUUAUUUUUGAGCAGAUUCAUAUGCACUUACACAGGCUGACCUUUAGUACUGAUAGGUGUGGUCAUCCCACAGUUGGCGCGGACUACAUGGCUCUGCGGAUAACUGAGGUCUAUCGACCUUCCACCAGGGAGGAUGGUUAUUCUGGUCUGCUCCAGUCGGAGCCGUACCUUCUUUGGAAACUUCUGGAGUCCACAGGACGGGACUGCGCCACUUGCCAGGACACGGAGGGCCCAUGCGCUCUGUAA